AUGGAUAAUACUGAAUCAAAUAGGGACAAAGGUCGAUAUUUACGAGUUAUAGUCGAAGUCGAUGUGAAGGAAGAAUUACCAGAUAAAAUGGAAGUGGACAUUUAUGGGGUUGAUUGUGUUCUUCAAUUUGAAUAUAAGUGGAAACCACAAAUUUGUACCCUCUGCCAAAGGGUUGAUCAUAUUUCUGAAAGGUGUCCUCAAAAAGUUUUACAAGUCAAGCCGAAGAAGAAGAAGUUGGUUGAUAAAUGGGUGGUAAAACAAAAGGGACAAUUGGGAGUUCAAGAUGUUGAUAAGGUGUUUGAGGAAAAAGAUGUUAGAGAUGACUGUGAUACUAGGAACAAUUUGUUUGAUAAGAAGGUUUCAUCUUUAAAGGGUUUACCAUCUGAUGCACAAGGUGAGAUUGUAUAUGUCUCAAGUGAUGAAGCAGUAGAUCUUGAGGAUCCAGCACGAAACCAAAAUACAUCUAAGGAUGUUCUUUAUUUCUCCUCCAAUUCAAAAGAAAUUUCACAGAAAAUCAAUAACAAAGAGAAGAUUAUAGGUAGGUUAUGGAUAGGCUGGGAUCCAUUGAUGUUUGCAGUUACUGUGGUUAAUGAGAUGGAUCAGUGUUUAUUGCUUAAAAUCUAUAUUUUACAAACUGGUAAGAUGAUGUUCUGUACUCCUGUGUAUGCCUUUAAUACUAUAGCUGGAAGAAGAAGAUUAUGGGGCCAAUUGAUUAUUCAAUCCUCUAUUGUUAAUGGCCCAUGGUUGGUUGUUGGGGACUGGAAUGCUACUAGAUUUCACUUAGAUAAAAAAGGGGGUCGAAUGGUUCCACAAAAUCUCUUUGCUGAAUUCAAUGAUUACUUGCAAUAUGCUGGUUUAAUUGAACUAUUUGCUACCAAUGGAGAAUGGACAUGGUGUAAUAGACAAGGAAGUGAAAGAAGAAUUUUGGCAAAGCUUGAUAGAGUUUUUACAAAUAAUGCUUGGCUACAAAUGUUCACAGGUACAAAGAUUUCCUAUUCUGCUUCAACAUCAUCUGAUCAUUAUGGAGUUGUUAUCAAUAUUUUUAGACAAUUUAAUAAGAAUUCUUUUGGAGAUAUAGAAGAGAGGGUUUUGAGUUUUAAAAAGACAUUGGAGGAGAUUCAAUUAUCACUUCUUGACAACCCUUCAAAUGAACUAUUUGUCAGAAAGAACCAUGCUAAGGAAGACUACAAUGAUGCAUUAUCUUCACAACAGAUUUUGUAUGCCCAAAAAUCCAGAAUUCUCUGGCUUAAGGACAAUGAUCGAUGCACAGCCUUUUUCUACUCUAAGAUGAAACAACACAAUCAGUUUAAUGCAAUUACUUCUGUGGAAACUACGAAUGGUCAGGUUACAACUGUUUCAGAGGUGAUCAAAAAGACCUUUGUUGAUUAUUAUCAGAAUCUUUUUUAA
Molecule: messenger RNA, 1407 nt
Organism: Cornus florida
Lineage: Eukaryota; Viridiplantae; Streptophyta; Magnoliopsida; Cornales; Cornaceae
Exons: 4
Coding region: 1-1407 (468 amino acids)
Molecular function (GO): catalytic activity
Source: RefSeq, a predicted model, not a curated record